UAGCAUUUGUGGCGAAGAUGGAGGAGAGGUUUUGAGGCGUAGGAUAGUUGAAAAUGGAGAAACAUGUUUCCCUAUCCAAUGACUGUGCGUCAUUUCAUGUUUCCCUCUCUUAACCUCUUUUCCUUCUUUCUCCCUUCGGACAUUGAUAAGUUUCAACGCAGCAGCAACAAACGUUCAAAUUCCUCAAAAGGUGGGGAAGCAUUAAUGUGCGGAUGUAGGUCUGCAUUGUGGAAAUUUUCCAAAGGAAGAUGGCGAUUAUCCUUGCGGCAAAUAUGUGUUCCAUUGCAAGUUCCAAAACUGUUGAAGGGAUCAAAAGAUUUGAUAUUGAAGAUAAACUGCAAUCCAGGUCCAACAUUGCACUGCCUCCUCUGGAAGCUUCAUCAAGUCGAAGGCAUCUUCUAGUGAGUAUUGGCCCUUCAUUGGUUACCUUGACAUGUGGUGGUUUAUCGCCAUUAAUGGUAUGGGCUGAAGAGAAGUCUUCUGACAAAGAGGAAGAAGAAGACAAAGGGGUCAUUGGGGCAAUUAAAUCGUUAUUUGAUCCCAAUGAGAAGACAAAGUCUGGAAAGGUGUUGCCAAAAGCUUACCUAAAGUCAGCAAGAGAAGUGGUGAAAACACUGCGCGAAUCUUUAAAUGAAGCCACUGAUAAUAAUGCCAAGUUUAGACGCACUGCAGAUUCAGCAAAGGAGUCAAUUCGGGAGUAUUUGGGCAGUUGGAGGGGAAAUCAGACUGUUGCUCAAGAAGAAUCAUAUGUUAUUUUGGAGAAAGUAAUCAGAUCUUUGGCAAAUUUUUACGCAAAGGCAGGGCCAUCAGCUCCACUGUCACAGGAAGUUAAGUCUGAAAUAUUGGAUUAUCUAAAUACAGCUGAAGAAUUUUUAUAGAACAAGUUCCAACAAGUGUUGUAGAACAACAGGUUCAAACUCCCUGGAUGCUAGAUGGCAUGUGAUUAAGUAAAUUUAUUCUUCAUUUUAAUUAAAUUUUAUACCAAAAAAAUGAUCAAAUUUCUUUUCUUAUCUAUUUUCAUGUGAAUUUUUCUUGCUUAUUUUGGUUAAUGAAUACCUCCCCUUCAUUUCUCCCCAAACCAAAACCAGAGAGAACUGUGGGAAAAUUGAGUCCCUUGUACUUCAUGUAUUCUUUAUCUCAAUUUCUAUCCCUAGAAAAAGAACAA
Cajanus cajan (pigeon pea) is the source of this 1165-nucleotide messenger RNA. RefSeq names its product photosystem II 11 kDa protein-like protein (gene LPA19). The record is from RefSeq and is a predicted model, not a curated record. Gene Ontology annotation, cellular component: chloroplast thylakoid lumen; photosystem II. Gene Ontology annotation, biological process: photosystem II repair; photosystem II assembly. Lineage: Eukaryota; Viridiplantae; Streptophyta; Magnoliopsida; Fabales; Fabaceae.